AUGGCUGAACAGACCGAAACCCCUCCUGCUGGCUACAACUUUGUCAGCUAUGGUACGGAGCAGCAUCCCAUUGCCGGUCUCCCCCGUGUCGUGCGUCACAUCACAGGCCAUGAUUCGGAGGGUCGCUCCGUGUUCUUGUCCACUGAUAUCGGUGACCACCACCGCACAUUGGGCGAGAAGCAAGCGAUUGCCAACAUUAUUUACUCGACCAAGGAGACCCCUGUCGAGCUUAACGGUGACCACGAUAUUGAGUUUGCCAGGAGCACUGAGCCCGGUAUUCACGUCAAAAACGGCUCAGUGGCACGCCUAAUCGACUUUGCUCCGGGCGUGGAGUCCCCGCUGCACCGCGCUGUCAGUCUCGACUACGGCGUUGUCAUUGAGGGUGUUUUCAAGAUGGUCCUGGACUCGGGCGAGGAGCGCAUCAUGCGUCCUGGCGACAUCAGCGUUCAACGGGCCACUGCUCACAAGUGGAUCAACAUCACCGGCAAUGGUACUCUCCCGGGUCGUAUGCUUUUUGUUCUGCUCGACUGCAACGAUGUGUAUGUGAAUGGCAAGAAGAUGGAGGGUUACCUGGGCUCCCUCGCCAAGGACUAUGAAGGACGUGGUGGUUAG
Messenger RNA from Aspergillus chevalieri, 612 nucleotides. RefSeq names its product cupin domain-containing protein. The transcript has 2 exons. Lineage: Eukaryota; Fungi; Ascomycota; Eurotiomycetes; Eurotiales; Aspergillaceae. The record is from RefSeq and is a predicted model, not a curated record. The coding region runs from base 1 to 612 and encodes 203 amino acids.